AUGUAAGAUUUCAAACAAUGGUAUUAAUCUUCAAUUAAACUUUUAUAUUCAAAUUAUUGGUUUUUAACUUCAGAAGAAUCUACAUUAGCCUUGGGCAGCGAUGAUAAAUUUGUCUGUUUGUGGAAUGUAAAGCAGAAUAACAAAAAGCUAAAUUGGAUGGUCAUACGAACAUCGUCUACUCUGUAUCCUUUUCUUCUGACAGUAAAACAGUGCAGAUAACUCUAUCUGUUUAAGGGAUGUUAAGACUGGAUAUUAAAAAGUCAAAUUUGAUCUUCAUAGUGAUUCAGUUUAAUCAGUCUGCUUUUCUCCUGAUUGUACUACUUUAGCAUCUGGUAGUUAUGAUAACUCUAUCCUUUUAUGGGAUAUGAAGAAAAGAUAAUUAAAAGCAAAAUUUGAAGGUCAUAAUAAGAAAAUCUAAACAGUAUGCUUCUGUCCUGAUGGUACAUUAGUAUCUGGGAGCCUUGAUAAUUCUAUCCAUUUAUGGGAUCUUAAGACUGGGCAAUAAAAAGCUAAAUUGGAAGGUCAUACCAAUGGAAUUCUGUCAGUAUGCUUCUCUACUGAUGGUACUACUGUAGCAUCUGGUAGUUGUGACAAGUUUAUUCGUUUAUGGGAUAUAAUGACCAGAAAGAAAAAGGCUAAAUUAGAAGGUAAUAAAGGUGGAAUCAACUCAAUAUGUUUCUCUCCUGAUGGUUCUACAUUAGUAUCUGGGAGCGUUGAUAAACCUAUCUGUUUAUGGAAUGUUAGAACAGCACAAAAAAAAACUAAUUUAAUGGUCAUAGUAGUUCUGUUUAUACAGUAUGUUUUUCUCCUGACGGUACAACAAAAGCAUCGGGAGCCUUGA
Paramecium sonneborni is the source of this 841-nucleotide messenger RNA. NCBI's taxonomy places the organism in Eukaryota, Ciliophora, Oligohymenophorea, Peniculida, Parameciidae. The record is from the annotation of a GenBank genome assembly.